Geodia barretti is the source of this 2066-nucleotide messenger RNA. Lineage: Eukaryota; Metazoa; Porifera; Demospongiae; Tetractinellida; Geodiidae. The record is from the annotation of a GenBank genome assembly.
UGACCAGCUGAGCAGCAGUGCAGCUAGGAGGAGGAGCAGAGAGCUAGAGAGAGGGGAUCUAAAGAGCGAGAGAGCUGAGAUCAGAGAUGAGUAAAAAGGCUGCACCUAGCUGGAUGGAAGAAGAGAAACGCCCCCUGCUUUCCUCGACGCAGAAGGUUAACGAAGAUGUCUACGGAGAGGCCGAGGCGCCAGUCCGUCAGCAGAACUCGCUGGUGUCCUUCGUGACCAGGAACAAGGAGAAGAUCCCGGGCUACGGGAUGUGGACGAUGGUCCGGCGCAGCGGUGUCUACCCGCUAUACGUCCUCCUAGCACUACUAGUGGUGUACCUGUUCAACCAGCUGGACCGCUAUACCCUGCCCAUAGUAACUACGUCCAUGGGCCCCGACCUGCGCUACGGGGACAAGACGUGCCAGGUGAACCCUGACGCCAACUCCACCAUUCGAGGACACGCCAAUUUCAGCUCCAGCCUCUGUACCAGUGACGCAUUUCAGCACAAGAGCGUGUGCGUCGUCAACUCCACACUUACGGACGACUUCUACAACACCACUGCCUGCAGAUGGUGGUGGAGUGGCACAGGUCUCGUGUACCAGAUCCUCGCCGGGCCGGUGUUCAACAACCUAUACCCACUGGCCGGAGUCUUCACCGGGUUUAUCGCAGAUUUCGGCAACCGUAAAGUGUUCCUGGUCAUCAGUCUGGUUUUCUGGAGUCUCGCAACCGGUUUGACGGGUUUUGCGGAGAAAUUCUGGCACCUCGUUGUUCUGAGAGCUCUUCUGGCUAUUGGAGCCGCUGGUUGUAGUCCCUUUGCACUUAGCAUUCUGGGAGACUAUUUCCCAAAGGAGCUGAGGGGUUCCGCACUGGGUAUAUACUACUUUGGUAUAUACAUUGGGUACUCCCUCGCGUUUUCCAUCGGAAACGGAAUAGUUGAGGUUCUCAACUGGAGAUGGGUCUUCUUCAUCAGUGGGUUGGCCGGAAUUGCCGUCGCCCCUAUCGUUCUCUUCACCGUUAAGGAACCGCAGCGAACGGUCGCCAAGGGAACGCCGGAGACGACCGCUCGGGAGGAGAAGCUCUCGUUCCGCCAGCGAUUCUUUCUUCUAGCGGUGACUUUUCUCAUGCCUGGGAUGUUUGUCCUUUGUAUUGCCGGCGGUAUCAGAAAUGCUGGCGGGUACGUCUGGGCCUACAACACUGAGAUAUUCUUCGAGAAUUUCUACACGAAAGACACGAUCAAUCGGUUCAUGUCGUGGAUUCCGUUGGUGGGCGGGUCCCUGGGGGCAGUGGUGGGCGGAGUCAUCUCAGACCUGCUGGUGAAGGGGCGUGGCACUAUGGCGAGGAUAUGGGUCAUCGUUGUUAGUCAGAUUGCUGCAGCUCCGUUUGCAGCGGGAGCCCUCUUCCUGCCCUACCCCUGGUGCUUCCUCUCCCUCAUCCCCUCCAACAUCAUCGGUGAGAUGUGGAUCGGCGUUGCCUCGGCAAUCAUCGUGGAUCUAGCUCCAGCCAAGAUCAGGACAGCCUCUCUCGCUCUCUACUUCUUCAUCAUCACGGUCAUCGGAGGGAACUUUAACCUGUUGGUGGAGCCAAUCAAACAGGGGUUCUCCCACCAUUUUGGGCCCAUCACGAGCCUCCGUCUGGCGCUACUGUUCACCUUUCCAGCACUCUAUGUGAUAGGAGCAGCCCUGUUCCUACUCUCCUAUAUGUUGAUGCAGAUAGACCUCAAGUUGAAGCCUAACGCCGAGACGCAUGUUCUGGAGAGCCUGCAAUCCUCAAGUAGGAGAAAGAGAGAAGAGCCGCCCGACCUCGAGAGAGAGACGUAGGGUGGUGGGCUCUUAAUAGAACCAUUUGAUUUUACUGUGUGCCUGUAUUUAGAACUAUGACAACAGGUUUUUAUGAACUCAUAAUAAACUGUUUGUAUAUAUUAUACUACUGUGUGUAACUCCGACUAUACUGACAAAUAAUAUUAAGUUUGAAAGAGACAGUUACAGUUAAUAAGGCCAAAAAUAAUGUUAUAUAUAAAUACUCGCACAUUAUGAUACAAUACAAAACAGACAAUGCGAGAAACGAAACAGUAAGUCUUC